This is a messenger RNA of Archocentrus centrarchus (flier cichlid), 1742 nucleotides long. Its product is annotated as zinc finger protein 271-like. The coding region runs from base 150 to 1409 and encodes 419 amino acids. The transcript is spliced from 4 exons. NCBI's taxonomy places the organism in Eukaryota, Metazoa, Chordata, Actinopteri, Cichliformes, Cichlidae. The record is from RefSeq and is a predicted model, not a curated record.
AUUAGCCGGAAGUGGGGAUAGCGCUUCCAUUGAGGCGCGCGGGGCUGCUUCAGCUUUAUCACAGAUUCUCUCUCGUUUGCAGCCCGGGCUCAUCUAAAGAUGUCAGCGUCUCAGCCAUUUGACUCAGCUCAGCGGCUACAGAGGAAACAAUGAGUUCAACACCAAAGGACCAGCGUGGAGCGAGAAGUCAGCCGCCCCAGGACGCUGUCAGACCUCACAGAAGAAAGAGAGAAAAAAAAUACAGCUGUGAAGAGUGUGGGAAGGAUUUUACAAGAAGGGAGACACUUAAAACACAUCAAUUCAUCCACACUGGAGAGAGACCGUUCAACUGUGAGCAGUGUGGAAAGUCUUUUACAGAUUCUAAAAACUUAAGACAACACCAACGCAUCCACACUGGAGUUAAACCAUACAGCUGUGGUCAGUGUGGUCGAGCUUUUACUCAGAGAAGCCACUUAUGGAAUCAUCAAGUUACCCACUCUGGUAUUAAGGCUUACAGCUGUGACUUUUGUGGAAAAACUUUCAGCCUCCUAGGGAGCCGAAAUAGACACCUACGCAUUCACACUGGGGAGGAUGCGCACCACUGUGAUCAGUGUGGCAAAACGUUUGCAAGACAUGGACAGUUACAGCGUCACAGCUUUGUCCAUACUGAGGAGAGACUUCAUAAAUGUGACCUGUGUGAUAAGAACUUUAAAACUCUACAUCGUCUGAAAGCACACCAAAAGAUCCACAGCAGAAAGAAACUCUACAAGUGCAUUUACUGUGAGAAGCAGAGCGACACAGAUGGAUCCAGUUCUCAGCCCUGUCAUCGCUGUGGUGGUGGGAAAGUGUUUCUCUGUGAACUUUGUGGAAAAACUUUCAAUUGGCAGCAUAGCCUAACAUUGCAUCAACGUAGACACACUGGAGACAAACUACACUACUGCAAAGAAUGUGGGAGAGGCUUCCCCACACCAAGUACAUUAAAAAAACAUGAACGCUUACACAGUGGGGUUAAAAAGCACCUCUGUGACCAGUGUGAAAUGUCCUUCAUCACUGCAAGUGGGCUUAAAAUGCACAAGCGAGUCCACACAGGAGAGAAACCAUACAUGUGCAGACACUGUGAGAAAAGCUUCUCACAUCCAGGUAGUCGUAACAAACAUGAACGCACACAUGUUGAAGGGAACUACAGCUGUGAUCAGUGUGACAAGAGCUUCAAGAAUCUUGGUUCAUACUCCCAACACAAACAUUCCCACGCUGUAAAUAAACUGUUUCACUGUUACCAAUGUGCAAAAGCAUUCACUUCAUUAUCCGCUCUGUUCAAACAUCAGCAUGAUCAUGAAGGGCUGAAAUCAUCCUCAUCAUUGGAUCAAAAUGAAUCUGCAGAGACACAAAGAUCCUUUUCUGGUUGCAGGAUAAAACUUGAAAACCUUUAGAUCCAGCUCCACAGAAUUCUGAUGGAAUCUCGUGUAAAGAGUGUCAGCUACUGUCACACUUGGAUCUGAUGAGGCAGCUCUGAUUUCUGGACUUGCAGUGAAUGAUCCUGAAUCUUAUGUUUAGGAAGCUGCAGGUAUAAAUAUAUACAUCAAGGUUUUUUUCUUUCUUUAAUUGUUCUUGGGGAAUUUGAAACUUAUCCCAGUUAUAUUUUACUUGUUUUUCUUAAGCAACGGCGUAUUAUACAUUGUAUUAUAAAGUUGCAGAAAUGUCUGCUAUGGCUAACUGAUAUUGUGUUAAAUGUUUGUUUAAUAAAAGUUAAAAGGUUGGUUAAA